Messenger RNA from Abrus precatorius (Indian licorice), 1326 nucleotides. Its product is annotated as 1-aminocyclopropane-1-carboxylate synthase 7-like. Lineage: Eukaryota; Viridiplantae; Streptophyta; Magnoliopsida; Fabales; Fabaceae. The record is from RefSeq and is a predicted model, not a curated record. The transcript is spliced from 3 exons. Gene Ontology annotation, molecular function: transaminase activity; pyridoxal phosphate binding. Bases 1 to 1326 code for a protein of 441 amino acids. Gene Ontology annotation, biological process: amino acid metabolic process; biosynthetic process.
AUGGGUAUUGAGAUUGAGCAACCUUGUGUGGAGCUUUCAAAAGUUGCAGUUUCUGAAACCCAUGGAGAAGACUCUCCUUAUUUUGCUGGUUGGAAAGCCUAUGAUGAGGACCCUUAUGAUGAAUUAACCAAUCCCUCUGGAGUUAUUCAAAUGGGUUUGGCAGAGAAUCAAGUUUCAUUUGAUUUGCUUGAAAAGUACUUGGAAGAACACUCAGAGGCUUCUACAUGGGGAAAAGGUGCUCCUGGUUUCAGAGAGAAUGCUUUGUUUCAAGACUAUCAUGGGCUUAAAAGCUUCAGAACUGCAAUGGCAAGCUUCAUGGAACAAGUAAGAGGAGGGAGAGCAAAAUUUGACCCUCAAAGAGUAGUCCUCACCGCUGGUGCAACUGCAGCCAACGAGCUCUUAACCUUCAUCCUCGCAAACCCAGGAGAUGCUUUACUUGUUCCAACCCCGUACUACCCGGGGUUUGAUAGAGAUUUAAGGUGGAGAACUGGGGUGAACAUAGUUCCAAUCCACUGUGACAGCUCAAACAAUUUCCAGAUUACUCCUGAAGCCUUGGAGGCUGCAUACAAAGAUGCAGAAGCCAUGAACACCAAAGUGAGGGGAGUGCUAAUCACAAACCCCUCAAACCCAUUAGGUAUAACAAUUCAACGCUCAGUUUUGGAGGAGAUUCUUGACUUUGUGACUCGCAAGAACAUCCAUCUUGUCUCAGAUGAAAUCUACUCAGGUUCAGUGUUCUCUUCCUCAGAGUUCAUAAGCUUAGCAGAAAUCCUUGAGGCUCGUCAAUACAAAAAUGCUGAGAGAGUUCACAUAGUUUAUAGCCUCUCAAAAGACCUGGGACUUCCAGGUUUUAGAGUUGGCACCAUUUAUUCAUACAACGAUAAGGUUGUGACCACAGCUAGAAGAAUGUCUAGUUUCACCUUAAUAUCUUCUCAGACACAGCACCUUUUGGCUUCUAUGUUGUCAGAUAAGAAGUUCACUGAGAACUACAUUGAGACUAAUAGAGAGAGGUUAAGGAAAAGGUACCAAAUGAUCAUAGAAGGUUUGAGAAGUGCAGGAAUUGAAUGUUUGAAAGGAAAUGCGGGUUUGUUUUGCUGGAUGAAUCUAAGUCCAAUGUUGGAGAAGCCAACAAGGGAAGGUGAGUUAGAGUUUUGGGAUGCUAUUUUGCAUGAAGUGAAGCUUAAUAUUUCACCUGGUUCUUCCUGCCAUUGUUCUGAACCGGGUUGGUUUAGGGUGUGCUUUGCAAAUAUGAGUGAGCACACGCUGGAAAUUGCAUUGCAAAGAAUACGUAACUUCAUGGAACGAAUAAGAAGGGCAGAAAGGGUAUAG